This is a messenger RNA of Serpula lacrymans var. lacrymans S7.9, 431 nucleotides long. RefSeq lists its product as uncharacterized. Lineage: Eukaryota; Fungi; Basidiomycota; Agaricomycetes; Boletales; Serpulaceae. The record is from RefSeq and is a predicted model, not a curated record. The transcript is spliced from 3 exons. The coding region runs from base 87 to 266 and encodes 59 amino acids.
CCUUGGCGCGGACACAAGUUUCACAGAAAGUGUCUGUUACCCUAUCCUCCAGGAGUUCUACCCCAUGGAUCAAGCCCUUCGACACCAUGCGCUUUGCUGCAUCAAUGGCUAUAUGGCCAAGGCGCUUGUGGAGUUCAGUGGCAGAUAUGCGCUCAACAGCUGCAUUGGCGCUUUCGUGGCGAAGAUUUGUGCCUCGCGACUGGUACACACCACCUACUUUAGACGGCCUUGUAGCCUGCCUUAUCCAUACAGCCUAUGGAAACUAGGGUGUAGGCCAAAUUUGAGAAGGAGUCUUGGUUUGCCACGCUUAUAGGGUAAGGUGCAAUUGUGCGGUAAUUGAGUAGGAGGUGUUGAUGGGGGGUGAAGUGGCUCGUAGCGCCAGAGUCAUAGAUUUCAAUGGGACUCUUGGGCCUCGCGUUCAUGGCGAGUUG